This is a messenger RNA of Chelmon rostratus (copperband butterflyfish), 1260 nucleotides long. It is a transcript of the gene mtres1, whose product is annotated as mitochondrial transcription rescue factor 1. The record is from RefSeq and is a predicted model, not a curated record. NCBI's taxonomy places the organism in Eukaryota, Metazoa, Chordata, Actinopteri, Chaetodontiformes, Chaetodontidae. The transcript is spliced from 4 exons. Bases 76 to 765 code for a protein of 229 amino acids.
CGCAUGUGAAGUGGCGACGAAGUACAGUAACAAGCAAAGAAAGGUUAUUCCAUAGUGACUGGCAGGAGCUCCAGCAUGCAGGGUUUGGUGGUGCAGGCACUGGUCAUGAGGCAGCUCGGAAGGCUGAACCCCUGCCACCUGCUGGCUGCCGGAUAUGGGCUAAGGCACACUGAAUGGUGUCCCAGGGCCAUCCACACACGCCAGCUGUGGGGCAGUGCGGCUUUCCCUGGACUCGGCUGUCACAGGCCUGCUUUCCGUGGCAGAGACGCUGUCAGGGGCUGGUCUGUCCAUCAUCUGAGGUUUAAAAGCAACAAGAAGAAAGGUGCUGCUAGGGCAACGCAGGAGGAAGAGGAGGAAGAUGAGGAUGAGAAAGACCCUGAGGACAGUGAUUAUGAAGAUGAGGUGGACGAGGACCCAAAUCUACCAAAGGACUAUAAAGACAUGGAGAAAUGCGUGCAGUCCUUUCGCUAUGAUGUCAUCAUGAAAGCUGGCCUGGACAUGGCACGCAAUAAAAUUGAGGACGCCUUUUAUGACAGCAAGCUCAGGCUAAAUGGACAGAAACUCAUCAAGAAAAGUAAAUCGGUGAAAGUUGGAGACACCUUGGACCUGGUGCUGUCAGACAACCGAGACACAAACACUGUUACUCUAAAGAGAGUUAUCCUUCGGAAGAUUCUGGGCGAAACAACAACCACAGAAAAGUACAAAGUUUCCGUAAGGCGCUGGAAAAGUAUUGAGCUUUCUAAGGAUGAGGCCUUUAAGCCAUGAACAUGAACAGGACAGUACUGACUUUGAUGCCACUGGCCCAUGAAAGCAACAACACGUGCAGAAACGAAUAGCGUCAACCAAGUGGCAUUUGAACAGCCUCCAAUAAGUUGGAUCUGGAGUGGAUUACAAAGGUUCCAACAGUUCUCAGUGGUUGUAGACAUGAAGCAGUUGGUUGGGAGAAAGAUUUUGAAUGCUUUUCUUUCUCCACUAUGCUGUGAGACUACCCCAAUAAAGGUGCACUUUGAAGUUGUGAAAUGUGAAAAUUAUGUCCUGAUAACUUGAUGAAGAGCAUGUGACAGUCUUGCAAGUUCGAGUAUGUUGGGCUACUCUUAAUAUAUUUUAUGUUAACACUAACACUAUGUGAACGCAGUACAGAACUUGUUGGGGAGAGUUCAGCAUCAGGAAGGGGCCUCCUCUCACUCAUCUGGGUGUAAAACUGCAGUCCAUAUCCAUAUAUCAAUAUUUAGUGCUAUUAUGCUAAACCAUCCAACCAUA